This is a messenger RNA of Yarrowia lipolytica CLIB122, 1953 nucleotides long. RefSeq lists its product as uncharacterized. The record is from RefSeq and is a predicted model, not a curated record. Lineage: Eukaryota; Fungi; Ascomycota; Dipodascomycetes; Dipodascales.
AUGGACCAGUUGCUGUCGCUUCUGCCGCGGCUGUUUGAAGGAAAUGGAAACCUCGCUGGCCUGAUAUCUCUGGUCCCUUUUGGGAUUCUAUCGACAGUACUCGAAUCUCCCUACGGACCAGCACUGGUGGAAGUGCUCAACUCACAAGAUACCCUGCCAUUAGACUACUCAGAUCGACUACUAUCGUUAUUCCCCAUCCCACCAUUUGCCUAUACAGGAACUGGCAUUCUCAAGAUUGUUGUAAUGGCGCACAAUGUUGUGGGAAACAACAUUCCGCAGUAUGUUCUCGACAUGGUCAUGACUACUCAGUAUAACAUUUUCGGCAACUUCCCCAAGAAGGACGUCGACACGAUUCCUUGUGCCAUUUUCCUCGUCAUCAACUGUGUAUUGGCGCUGGCAAACUUCUACGUCUUUAUGCGCGGAAUUAUGCGGAAUCACAACUUCUAUCUUAUGUUCGGUCUUGGAUGGCAGUGCCUGUUCAACUGCUUGGGUUUCGGAAUGCGACUGGGAUGGGCCCAGGACAUUCUACAGUUAAGACUAGGCAUCGGGUCGACAGUGUUCAUCAUCUUAUCCAUUGUCACAAUCAACUUCAUGAACUUCCUACUAGCACAUAGGAUCUUGACGUUUCGACAUCCAGAAACAGGUGAUGCAACUUGGUUUGGAAUGCUCAUGAUCCUCAUUUACCUGGCAUUCUGCGGGGUACUCCUCAUGGCUAUUGUCACUCAAAUCGUCAUCUUCUCGUACUUCCUCGACUACAUGCACUGGAGACAGGCUACUUCUGGAAUGCAGGCAUCCAGUAUCCUGAUUGUACUGUUUUCGGCAGGAGGAGUGCUCAUCAUAAUCGCAGCUUAUAUCAUCCCCCGAGGAGCUAUUCCUCUCCAUCACAAGAGCCGUCUCCGACUUUCAGCAUCAAACAUUGAGUCGUAUGGCCUGUUCUACUUCCCUCCGAAACAUUCCCAGGUGGUUCAAUAUAAGUCAGACCCUGCCAUGAAGCUCGAUUCCGGCCAGCUGGCUGCCAGAACUAUCAACGGCAGAGACUUACACACCUCAUCAAUCAUCGUCAUCUUCAGCUCGUUGAUCCUGGCGGGCUCAGCCGCAAUGAGAUGUGCCACCAUCAUGAUUGGAGACAGAUGGGAAAUGGAUGCCAAGUUCAUUUACAGUCAGACGGCAUUCUACAUUGGAUUUGGGGUAUUUGAGGUCAUUGUCAAUGUUAUCUUUCUCGUGUUUCGAAUCGAUCUCCGCUUCUACAUUCCCGACUGGCCUAAAAAGGGACGGGGAGGUAUCGUUGUCCAUAGAGACACAAAGGAGAUUGUCAAAGAGAUGGACGCAGAAGCAAGAGGCGACAAGCGGGACUUUGUGUUCAUCAAUGUCCCUACUCCUGCUCCCACUCAAGACUGGAUUCCUCCAGACGACUCCAACACUUAUGGAGAUCUCAAGGGUGAGACGCGAUCUUUUGAUUUCGACGACAAGGAGAAGUUGGCCAUUGUGGAAAUCAUGCCUGUACCUGGCGAUGAUACAGAUGUUCCCCAAACGCCAAUGGUGCCCGACAAGACAUACGUGUCCAUGCGCAGCAAGAGUCCCCAGAGCCUUGUUCCUUCGUAUGCUUCCCCAAGAACAUACGCAAACGGUCAGCAGCUGAAGAAUGGAGAAACUAUUGAUGGGUUUGUCAUGACCAGCAAGGACCCCGAACCUGCCAACGAGACCAUACCGGGAAACCCACCCACUCUAGCUGCAGCUACAAGACCCACUGUGAUCUCUCCACCACCUUCUGCCUCUACCCCGGCAACUCCAAUUCUGCCUGUGUUGGUCGAGACUGCCGAGAACGGGUCCAGUCAUCGCUCCUUCUCUCCACAGAGCCGAGAGGUACUUUCCAUGCCCUCGCCUAGUUAUUCAGACUACAACUACUAUGCUAGACCAUACGAAGAGCGACGCAGCGAGUUGUACGACGUAUAG